AUGAAGAGUUUAUUAAAAACAAUAUCAUGGAAAUUUACCUCGUUUUCUUUUUUUUUUUUUUUUUUGUUGUUUCUUCAGUUUCUUGCACGACACACACUCUUCUUUUUUUUUUUUCGUUCAUCAUACACUCCCACUGUAGUCAGUGAUUUUUUUAAGGACAGAAAAAAAAAAAAAAAAAAUUUUGUAUUUUCAAAGAAUCAAUUUUCCAACGAGUGUAUAUCCACUUUAUAUUUGUUGGUUGAUAUAAUGAGUAAUUCUAUUGCUGAUGCAUUCAAGAAAUUGAAUGUAUCUCCAGAAAUUUCACCUUCAGAACAUGAAAAAAUAUUUAAUGUUUCUUAUGAAUAUUUGUCAAAAGUGAAAAAAUUCAAUGAUUUAAAAGCCUCGAAAAACUGUCUUGUGGCAUUAAUCAAUUUGGAUAAAUAUUAUAAAGCCGAUCAAAUUAUCAAAAAACUUCCUAAAUCCUUAAUUAGUCUGUUACUUCUUGAAGUGGCAUAUAUAUACUACAAGAUUGGGAAAGUUGAAGACUUGGUCAAAUUAUACGAAGCUAAUGAAAACACUUUACCAAAUGGGGCUGAUAUUGGUUUGAAACAUGUCUUAGCACAAUCAUAUUACAAAAUUGGUAAGUAUGAAAAGGCAUUGGAAUUGUAUAAUGAAUUGAUUAAGAACAACAAAUAUGAUGAUGAAUUAGAUUUAGUUAUUAAUGAAAAGGCUAUAGUUUCACAAUUGAAUUUCCAAAAAGGUGGGAAAAUUGAAUCAACCACGACAGGAAAUGAUAAUAAUUAUGAUUUGUUGUUUAAUGAAGCAUUGAUUAAGUUGUCUAUAUUGAACACGACACAAGCAUUGGCAUUGUUAGACAAAGCCUCUCAAGUGUGCCACACAGAAUUGUCUGGACCAGAUUUGGAAUCAGAGUUGUUGCCCAUUAAAUUAACUACAGCAUAUGUUUAUCAAUUAACUGGUGAAUCAAAGAAAAGUUUGGAAAUUUUAGAGAGUAUUGAUAUUGAAAAAAUUAAUGAUCUUUUAAUAAAGUUGAUUGUGAAAAAUAACUUUUAUUCACAUUCUACAAUCACUAAUAUCAAUUUGGUGGAUAGAGAUUUGAAUUAUCAACAAAAUUUACAUAAAUUGAAUCAAAAAUUAACUGUCUUACAAUAUGAAAGAGUUUUGAAAAAUAGUUUAGUUUUGAAAUUUGCUAGUGGAACAUUAAGCAAAUCACAAUUAAACAAUCAGUUUAUCAACAAUUUUCAACAAACUUUCCCUGGUGAUCUUCUUCCUUUAUCAUAUAAAGUUUUAUCAGAGCUUAAUAUAGAUUAUAAAGACUUGCAGGAUUCUACAAAACUGAAACUGGUAGGUAGAAAACUUGUCAAAUAUAUUUCCACACAACACACAAACAAUGAUGAUUUGAAAAUUGUUGCUAUUUUGAUUUUGGUUUCCGUUAAUGCUCAAAUUGGAUUAUUUGAUCAGAGUUUACCUAUUUUGGAACAAUUGACACAUGAAUCAUUGACUACAUCCAAGGUAUUGCCAGGAUUGAUUGGAACUUUAAUAGCGAUUUACGAAAGAACACAUAAUAACAAAAAAUUGACUGAUUUAUUAUUGAAAGUUUUAGAAAAAUUAUUAUACACUCCUCAAGAAUUAUUUAAGGAUAUUAAUUAUUAUAAUUUUGCCAAAAUUGUCGCAUUUAAAGCAUUAAAUCAGGGUCAUGAUAAAACAGCAACUCAAUUAUUUGAAUAUUUGUUUGAAGUCAAUCCAUCCGAUCAUUUGAUUAAUUCAAUCUUAUCUAAUACAAAUAAUGAUUUAUUACCACUUGAUGAAUUGACAAGUAAAAAACCAAUAGAUGAAAUAUUAUCAGUUGAUAUUGAUACAUUAAUACCAACAACUAAAUCUAAAUCUAUAAAACCAAUUGUUAAAAAAUCUUCUAAAAUUACUAAAAAGAAACAAAAACCAAAAUUUGGACCUAAUAAAGUUUUGAAACCUAUAGAAGAUUUACAAUUGGAUGAAGAAAGAUGGUUACCUUUGAAGUUGAGAUCUUAUUAUAAACCUACCAAAAAGGAAAAGAAGAAAGCUAGUGGUGGUCAACAAGGAGUUGCUGAAUCAAGUGCUCGUACUACAACUUCACUGUCUAAUAAUAAAAAGAAAAAGAAGAAAGGUAAGAAAUAG
Candida dubliniensis CD36 is the source of this 2151-nucleotide messenger RNA. RefSeq names its product signal recognition particle subunit. Lineage: Eukaryota; Fungi; Ascomycota; Pichiomycetes; Serinales; Debaryomycetaceae. The record is from RefSeq and is a predicted model, not a curated record. The transcript has a single exon. Gene Ontology annotation, cellular component: signal recognition particle, endoplasmic reticulum targeting. The coding region runs from base 1 to 2151 and encodes 716 amino acids. Gene Ontology annotation, biological process: SRP-dependent cotranslational protein targeting to membrane. Gene Ontology annotation, molecular function: protein binding; 7S RNA binding; ribosome binding.